Messenger RNA from Manacus vitellinus (golden-collared manakin), 2403 nucleotides. RefSeq names its product neuropathy target esterase-like. Gene Ontology annotation, molecular function: NAADP-sensitive calcium-release channel activity. NCBI's taxonomy places the organism in Eukaryota, Metazoa, Chordata, Aves, Passeriformes, Pipridae. The record is from RefSeq and is a predicted model, not a curated record. The coding region runs from base 1 to 2403 and encodes 800 amino acids. Gene Ontology annotation, cellular component: lysosomal membrane; plasma membrane. The transcript has 17 exons.
AUGAGGACACUCGUGUCCCCAAGGAGAUUGUCCCUCCGUUUCCAGUGGGACCUGCAUGUCCCCAAGGAGAUUGUCCCCUCCAUCAGGACACCUGGCAAUGGGGACAACCUCAGGGCCGUGCCAGCCGCCCCUUGUCACCUCGAGGUCCCCCAGUCACGCGGUGAUGCCGUUUCCCCUCCCGUGAGCCCCUUUGGGGCCAAACGGCCGCGUUUUGGGGCCGUGGGGCUGGGGCUGACAGCGGUGGCCUUCGUCCCCCAGCUCAUCCUCUUCGGGCUCAGCAACCAGAUGGUGGUGGCCUUCAAGGAGGAGAACACGGUGGCCUUCAAGCACCUCUUCCUCAAGGACUACGUGGACGGCGCCGACGACUCCUACGCCGUCUACACCCAGCGCGGCCUCUACGAGCGCGUCUUCUACGCCCUGGACAAGUCCUUGGCCAUCCCCAACGAGACCAUGGGCUGCUACACCUACGAGUGGAGACACAGGGGAGGGGACAUUGUCACCCAACAGCCACCCCUGGGUGUUGGCAGUGCCCUGGUGACAAUGUCCUGGAUGUCCCCUGUGCUCCAGGAGGGGACAUUGUCACCCAACAGUGUCCCCAGUGUCCCCUGUGUCCCCAAAUGUCCCCCAUGUCCCCAAAUGUCCCCAACGUCCCCCAUGUCCCCACAGAACUUCUCCGGGUACGACGUGUGCAGUAUCCUGCUGGGCACGUCCACGCUGCUCGUCUGGGUCGGGGUCAUCCGAUACCUCACCUUCUUCCAGAAGUACAACAUCCUCAUCGUCACGCUCCGGGUGGCCCUUCCCAACGUGAUCCGGUUCUGCUGCUGCGUGGCCGUGAUCUACCUGGGCUACUGCUUCUGUGGCUGGAUCGUGCUGGGCCCCUACCACGACUUUGGAUGGGCAGAGCCCCCCCCGGCCAUGGGGCAGAGCGAGUCAGAGCCGCAGGAUGAGGCCGAGGACGGGCCCCUGAGGGCGGUGCUGCCGCGGUUCUUGACCGACCGGCUCCCGACCAGCGCGGUGACUCCCAGGGAUCCCGGGUGGCUCUGUGGGGUCCCAGGUGACUCCCAGGGAUCCCGGGUGGCUCUGUGGGAUCUCGGGUGUCCCCCAGUGAUCCCGGGUGGCCCCGGGGCGCCCCGGCCGUGCCGCGGUGGUGACGGGGCGCGCUCUGGGCAGGACGUGAGCCUGCACUUCGUGCUCUGGGGGUGCCUGCACGUGUACCAGCGCAUGAUCGACAAGGCGGAGGACGUGUGCCUGUUCCUGACGCAGCCCGGCGAGCUGGUGGGGCAGCUGGCCGUGCUCACCGGGGAGCCCCUCAUCUUCACCAUCAAGGCCAACCGCGACUGCACCUUCCUCAAGAUCUCCAAGUCCGACUUCUACGAGGGAAUCCUCGGCGAGGAACGUUCGGGAAUCUCGCGCUGGGUGGAGGCCCUGACCAGGCAGCCCCGGGCCACCACGGUGCACGCGGUGAGGGACACGGAGCUGGCCAAGCUCCCCGAGGGCACCCUAAACAACAUCAAGCGCAGAUACCCCCAGGUACCCCCCCAGACCCUCCAGGGCCUGGGCGUGGCCUCCAGCUCGGAGCCCAUCAACCCCACCAGCAACCUGUCGACGGUGGCGGUGCUGCCGGUGUGCGAGGAGGUGCCCACGGCCGCCUUCACGCUGGAGCUGCAGCACGCCCUCACCGACGUCGAGGGAGUGGUUGGACAUGGGAGUGGUCUGCCCGGGGAGGUGGUGGAAUCCCUGGGCCUCUCUGAGAAGAACCAUGGAUGUGGUGCCAUGCUGGAGCAGAUGCUGGAGAACACGGCGGUGCGGGCGCUGAAGCAGCUGGUGCUGCUGCACCGCGAGGACGGGCCCAGCCCGGCGCGCACCGUGGAGUGGCUCAACAUGCGCAGUUGGUGCUCGGGGCACUUCCACAUCCGCUGCCCCCGGCGCGUCUUCUCCCGCCGGAGCCCCGCCAAGCUGCGGGAGAUGUACGAGAAGGUGUUUGAGAAGGAGCCCGACCGCCACAGCGACUUCUCCCGCCUGGCGCGGGUCCUCACCGGCAACACCAUCGCCCUCGUCCUGGGCGGCGGCGGCGCCAGGGGCUGCUCCCACAUCGGGGUGAUCAAGGCCAUGGAGGACUACGUGCGAGCCAGCAUGACCCUCUCGGGGUACCUCCCGCCCCUCUGCGACCCCAAGGACGGCAACUUGCUGAUGGACGGGGGUUACAUCAACAACCUGCCAGCCGACAUCGCGCGCAACAUGGGGGCCAAGACGGUGAUCGCCAUUGACGUGGGCAGCCAGGACGAGACCGACCUGUGCAACUACGGAGACAGCCUGUCCGGCUGGUGGCUGCUCUGGAAGCGCCUCAACCCCUGGGCCGAGAAGGUCAAGAGGAGCCUGGGGGGGUGGCUGGAUCAAUCUUAG